GGCCCACCUAGCUCUAGGCGCCGUAAUCUUCUUAUCUCCUUUAUUAUCUGUCUUCCUCUCUCUCUCUCUCUCUCUCUUUCUCUCUCUUUUAUUUUUUUAUUUUUUCAUUUUUUUCUGCCCUGUCUCGUUUCUUUUCCUUCUCUAUACCGUCUGACCAACUUCAUUCUCUCGUUCGACAACGAUAUCCCCUACCCACCACCCCCCCAGGACGGACUUGCGAGUCGUGCUGCACUCUAGGACGCCAAUGAGACCAGCGGGUCACCCACAACCUCCCACAAGCAGCUUACCGCCGCUGCGCUCGCCCGCCACGCUCGGCGUCGAGCAGAUCUUCGAGGCUCUCGACAACCUCCAAGAGCUGUACUGUCCUGUCUCGCUGUCGCGAGCUGUCAAAUCGCAACUCGCCCGUGAAAAAUCGCACGACGAUCUGCCGGCCCAGCCUGUGGAUUCCGGGUACGUCUCCGAGGACGAUGGCGACGAGACCGAUGGCGAUUCGGAUAGUAUCCUUGACGUGCUGCGCGCCGACGCGUACGAGCGCAGCUUCGCCAUGCGUUGGCUGACGAAUUUUAUCGCCCGUGCGGACGAGCUGAGCCUGGGCGACGAGGAAGAGCGGGAGCGCGCCAUCGAGAAGGCAUCCGCAGUGCUCGCCUCGUUCGCCUCAGCCGCAGACGAGGACGACGAAGAAGAGGAUUCGGGGAUUACGCGUGAUUUUUCCUUCGAGCUGACGCUGGCAUCAGACGGGGCGUCGGGUGGGAACCGCGCGAAGACCACCGUAAACGUGCGCCUCCACGACGGCCCACACACGACCACAGACCAUACCGACGUCGGAUUGCAGAGCUGGGGCGGCUCCAUCGUCUUUUCAGACCUCGUGUGCGCGUCUCCCGAGCGCUUCGGCUUCACCCGCACCUCUCUCGGGCCCUCCCCGCGUGUGAUCGAGCUCGGCGCCGGCACGGGACUUGCCAGCUUCGUUCUCGCGCAGGCGCUGCCUCGUCUCGGCGUCGCGGAAGCCGCCGUCAUCGCCACCGACUACCACCCGGCCGUGCUCGCCAACCUGCAGUCCAACAUCGAUCUCGCGCAGCUGGCGGGGACGGUCCGCGCGUGCGCGCUCGACUGGUCCGCCCCCGCCUUCGACCUGCCGCGGGCGGACGUGCUCGUCGCUACCGACGUGAUCUACGCGCCCGAACACGCGGCGUGGCUCCGCGACUGCGCGUCGCGGCUCCUGGCGCCGGGGGGCGUCUUCUGGCUACUCUCGACGGUGCGUCCGAGCGGGCGCUUCGCGGCCCUCAUCGAUUCGGUCGAGACCGCCUUUCGUCACGGCUCGCCCGAGACUGAGGAGGGCCGGCAUCUAGCAAUCGUGAACAUAGAGAAUGUUGCGAAGCGUCGCGGCGUCGGCCGCGGCGACGAGAGCGGGUAUAAGCUUUUUAGAAUCGAAUGGGCGUAAACGAGAGAUGCAGCGAACACAAGACAGUACCCAUUGAGGGGUUGCUGGUAGGCUACCGAGACGGGAUAGGGUGAUUUGGUACAUAGACCUACGAUAGAGUAUAGACGGCCGGCAUAUAGACGCACGACAGGGUAUCGACAAGGAGUAGGGGGGCAUAGAUAGAUAGAAGGGAGUGAGGGGAAAACGUCACGCCGGGCAGAGCGCGCCGAUCCUCGCUUUCAUGGCCGGGCUUUUCGCAUAGAGGAACGAUAUUUGCAUAUUUUACAUAUCUUAAGUCGUUUGAAACCCUGCGUCGGAUCGCUACCGGCGUGACGUCCGAUCAUAUCCACCCUGGUUCGCAUCUUUUGCCCUCCUCGCUGGCACCGUUACCAGCGAAACGGGUCUCCUGUCGCUCAUCAUACGUUGAUCACACGAAGGACGUCUAGUCACAUGGUGUAUUGGCAUCUGAAAACGCCGGGAUCGCAGGGAGGGAUAAAGUUGCCGUAAUGGAACUUCGACGAGAAAAGGAGCAUGCAUCUGGGUCGGACUUCGGGCUUAUUUCCUCACUGAAAACG
Molecule: messenger RNA, 1992 nt
Organism: Durotheca rogersii
Lineage: Eukaryota; Fungi; Ascomycota; Sordariomycetes; Xylariales; Xylariaceae
Product: S-adenosyl-L-methionine-dependent methyltransferase
Exons: 1
Coding region: 245-1438 (397 amino acids)
Source: RefSeq, a predicted model, not a curated record